CCCCGAGCCGGAAUGCGACUACUACCACCAGCUCUCGCUGUUGGUUGUUCCGCUGCAGAGAUUCCGCGACUCCAUCUCCAUAUCCCACCAGCCAAAACCAGACCGCCGCACGCCCGCACGCCCGCACGCCUCCCCUGACCGCCGGAAUCCGCCCGGAUCCGCUGCCUCACCUGCUGGCGCUGCGGCCCCACACUUCUAUGCAGUGGGUGGAGGCGGCGGUGAUGCGUGAUUGGUCGCGGCGGCGUUAGGUGCUCUUCUCCGGCCGCGGCGAGCUAGGCCAUGGGGUGCAUCCAGUCCACGCCGAAGCGGAGGCAGCACCCUGCUGGCUACGAGGACCCCGUACAACUCGCCUCCCAGACCGCCUUCAGCGUCAGCGAAGUCGAGGCGUUGUUUGAGCUGUUCAAGAGCAUUAGUGGAUCAGUGAUCGAUGAUGGUUUGAUCAAUAAGGAAGAGUUCCAGCUUGCAUUGUUCAAAAACACAAGGAAGGAAAAUCUUUUCGCUAAUCGGAUAUUCGACCUUUUCGAUGUCAAGAAAAGGGGCGUCAUCGAUUUUGGCGACUUUGUUCGAGCUUUAAAUGUAUUCCAUCCAAAUUUUCCAGUGGAAGAGAAAAUUGAUUUUUCCUUCAAGCUAUAUGAUAUGGAUGGUACAGGCUUUAUAGAACGGAAGGAGGUAAAGCAGAUGUUGAUUGCUCUUCUAGGCGAAUCGGAGAUGAGAUUAUCUGACGAGAUUGUUGAGACAAUCCUGGACAAGACCUUUUCAGAUGCUGAUACGAAUCAGGAUGGUAAAAUAGAUAGAACAGAAUGGGAGAAUUUUGUGUCCAGGAAUCCUUCCUUGUUGAAGAUAAUGACUCUUUCGUACCUCAAGGACAUAACAACAACAUUUCCCAGCUUUGUGUUUCAUUCAGAGGUUGAUGAUAUCAUUACAUGACGGUGAUCCUCACAAAGAUGUACAGUUAACAGAAAGAAGGAACCUAUCAUCAGAAUAUAUGCAACGAUGCAACAUGCUUGAUGCUAGCUAAUGUUGCUCGAGAGUCGAGAAAUAGUUUUUCUUUCUUUCUGGGUGGUGUUCAUUACACCGAGAGUUAGUCUUGUUAAAUAUUCAUGUAUGUUUGUGAGCUGCAGUUUGCAAGUACUUGGCACAACUUAUUAUUUGUCGUGAGAAUAUGGCUGCUAAA
Messenger RNA from Hordeum vulgare subsp. vulgare (domesticated barley), 1174 nucleotides. Its product is annotated as calcineurin B-like protein 1. NCBI's taxonomy places the organism in Eukaryota, Viridiplantae, Streptophyta, Magnoliopsida, Poales, Poaceae. Bases 280 to 927 code for a protein of 215 amino acids. The transcript is spliced from 8 exons. Gene Ontology annotation, molecular function: kinase binding; calcium ion binding. The record is from RefSeq and is a predicted model, not a curated record. Gene Ontology annotation, biological process: calcium-mediated signaling.